Messenger RNA from Panicum hallii, 1918 nucleotides. Its product is annotated as probable GTP diphosphokinase CRSH1, chloroplastic. The record is from RefSeq and is a predicted model, not a curated record. NCBI's taxonomy places the organism in Eukaryota, Viridiplantae, Streptophyta, Magnoliopsida, Poales, Poaceae. Gene Ontology annotation, molecular function: calcium ion binding. The coding region runs from base 39 to 1760 and encodes 573 amino acids. The transcript is spliced from 4 exons. Gene Ontology annotation, biological process: guanosine tetraphosphate metabolic process.
CCAAUCCGUCGCCGGGAAGAGCAGGGUCCACCAAAACUAUGGCGACCGCCGCGGCCACGGCCGCCGUCCCCGCCGGCGGCCGCCCGUACCGCCGCGCCCGACCUCGCUGCGGCCCACCGCGCCUGCACCGCCUGCGCCUCCGUGCCGCCGCAGCCGCGGCCGCUUCGUCUUCCCCGCUCGCACCGUCCACGUCGGCGCCCCCGCCGGAGGGCGGCGGGCGGCUGGUGGCGGAGCUGGUGGGCGCGUUCAACGAGCUGACGGAGCGGAUGGGGGAGGAUCUGGCGACUUCCUCCUCGUCGCGCCUGCUCUUCCGUGCGCUGAAGCUGGCGCUCCCUGCCCUCCGUGACGGCGACGGCGGUAGGGCGCUCGCACGCGCGCUCGCCGUUGCCGCCUCCCUCGCUGACCUCCAGAUGGAUGCUGAAGUCAUAUCGGCCGGCAUACUGAGAGAAGCACUAGAUGCAGGAGCUGUAAGCAUGAGGGAUGUGAAAGCUCAGAUUGGGAUCAGUACAGCUCAUUUGCUGCACGAGAGCUUAAGGCUCAAGAAUGCUCCUUCGAAGCUUGACAUAUUGGAUGAUGAAAGUGCAAGCGCUUUGAGAAAGUUUUGUCUCACAUACUAUGACAUCAGGGCGGUGAUAUUGGAGCUUGCACUGAAGCUUGAUAUGAUGAGACACUUGGACGACCUCCCUAAGUAUUUGCAGCGGAUAAAGUCUCUUGAAGUCAUGAAGAUAUAUGCCCCACUUGCACAUGCUGUAGGAGCGGGUAAUCUGUCACUAGAAUUAGAGGAUCUUUCGUUUUUUUACUUGUUUCCUCACUCAUAUGACCAUGUUGAUCAGUGGUUGAGAAGCCAAGAAAGUGACUGCAAGGCCUUGAUAUAUUUGUAUAAGGAGCAGUUACUUCAAGCACUGAAAGCUGACGAUGAGUUGAAUAGGAUUGUACAGGAUAUUUCAGUUCAGGGGCGCUAUAAAAGCCGUUUCAGUACUAUGAAGAAACUAGUAAAAGAUGGCCGGAAACCAGAAGAAGUUAAAGACAUACUAGGUCUGCGGGUAAUUUUGGAGCCUCGAUGUGAUGACAAUUCAUCAGGUUGGGGUCCUAGGGCUUGCCACAGGACGCAUGAAAUUAUUCAAUCUCUGUGGAAGGAAGUCCCUGGUAGAACGAAAGAUUAUAUCAGUCAGCCAAAAGAAAAUGGUUACCAGAGCUUGCAUGUGGCCAUCGAUGUAAGUGAACCUGGGAGGAUGAGGCCCCUAAUGGAGAUACAGAUACGCACCAAAGAGAUGCACAGAUUUGCUGUUGGUGGAGACGCUUCUCACUCCCUCUACAAAGGUGGUCUUACUGAUCCUGGAGAGGCUAAACGACUCAAGGCUAUUAUGUUGGCUGCAGCAGAGCUAGCAGCUCUGCGUCUACGUGAUCUACCAGAUAGUGAUCGGGGAGUUGGCAACUGCAACAACCCUGCUUUCCGUCAACUUGACAAAAAUGGGGAUGGGAGAAUCAGCAUCGAGGAGCUCACUGAGGUGAUGGAGGAUCUAGGUGCCGGGGGUGAAGAUGCAACGGAGCUCAUGCAUCUUCUUGAUGCAAACAGUGAUGGCUCCUUGAGCUCAGAUGAAUUCGAGUCGUUCCAGAGACAGAUUGAACUGAUGAGAAGCUUGGAGGAUGAGGAUGAUCACUACAGGAAGAUACUGAAGGAGAAGCUGCACACUAUCGAUAGCGCGGGUCUCAUCCAUGUCUACCGCAAGGAGCUGGGUGACAAACUGCUUGUGAGCUGAUCUGGAACUUGUGACAAUCUGCAGAACCCAACCAAACCACCAUUUGUUGUAGCUCUGCACGCGUAUACUGUAGCAAGAAACGACUCCACCACAAAUUGUAAAUACUUGAAUGUACAUGGUGUUGUAUGCAAUUCAGAAAGGUUGGAGCUGUUUCUUGA